Messenger RNA from Talaromyces stipitatus ATCC 10500, 2820 nucleotides. Its product is annotated as transcription factor (Snd1/p100), putative. Gene Ontology annotation, biological process: mRNA catabolic process; regulatory ncRNA-mediated gene silencing. The coding region runs from base 1 to 2649 and encodes 882 amino acids. Gene Ontology annotation, cellular component: RISC complex; cytosol; nucleus. Gene Ontology annotation, molecular function: nuclease activity; RNA binding. Lineage: Eukaryota; Fungi; Ascomycota; Eurotiomycetes; Eurotiales; Trichocomaceae. The transcript is spliced from 2 exons. The record is from RefSeq and is a predicted model, not a curated record.
AUGCCUUUCGAAGCUCGAGUCAAGCAGGUUCUUUCUGGAGAUACCAUUGUUUUGGGUCAUGUCACCAACAAAGGACAAGAGCGUACAUUAAGCUUGGCAUAUGUGUCUGCUCCGCGCCUGAGGAGAGAAGGAGAUGAGCCAUUUGCUUUCCUCUCCCGUGAAUUCCUUCGUGAGCUCCUUGUCGGCAAGGUGGUGCAAUUCCAGGUCCUCUACGCUGUCCCCACUGGUCGUGAAUAUGGAACUGUCAAACUUCCUGGCACUGAGGCCUCUCUCCCAGAACUGGCUGUUCAGGAAGGAUGGGCUCGUGUUCGAGAAGAAGCUGGCAAGCGCGGCGACGAAUCCGAGGACUCGCUUACUCUGCUGAGCCACCUGAGAGCAUUGGAGGGUCAAGCCAGAGAUCAUAAUAAGGGUGUUUGGGGUAAUGACCCAAGGGGAUCUCUUGACACAGAAUACGUGAUCGAAGACGUAAAGUCGUUGGUAGAGCAAUAUAAGGGUCGCCAAUUGGAUGCUGUCGUGGAACGAGUGUUGAAUGGUGACAGAUUGCUGAUGCGACUCUUCCUUGAGCCUACCCGCCAUCUACACACCAUUAUCGCUGUCGCUGGUAUUCGCGCACCUUCUGCUCCCCGCACAGCUGCAGACGGAACCCAACAGCAAGGUGAACCUCUCGGUUCUGAGGCACAACAAUUCGUCGAAGCGAGACUUUUGCAGCGAAAGGUCAAAAGUCAAUUGCUCGGAGCAACUCCUCAGGGACAACUUAUCGGCACCGUGCUACACCCUAACGGCAACAUCGCCAAAUACCUACUGGAAGCUGGUCUAGCUCGCUGCUUCGAUCAUCACUCUACUCUACUGGGCGCGGAAAUGGCCACUUUCCGUCAAGCCGAGAAAACGGCCAAGGAUAAGAAGCUUGGACUGUUUACUGGUCACGUUGCUGCUAAGGGCCCUGCUGGCGCGGCUGAUAGGGACUAUAUCGUGGGUCGCGUGCUGAAUGCCGAUACCAUCUUUUUGAGGAACAAAGCCGGCGCAGAAAAGAAAAUCAGUCUUAGCAGCAUUAGACAGCCCAAGCCUUCUGACCCUGCCCAAGCGCCGUAUGCCGCCGAAGCCAAGGAAUAUCUACGCAAAAAGGUCAUUGGAAAACAUGUCAAGGUCACCAUUGACGGCAAAAAGCCAGCUACUGAGGGCUAUGAAGAGCGUGAGGUUGCUACAGUUGUGCAGGGCAAUACUAAUCUCGCUCUAUACCUGGUUGAGGCUGGUUAUGCUUCGGUUAUUCGCCACAGACAUGACGAUGAGGAUCGCUCAUCACAAUACGACGCUCUCCUCGCUGCGGAAGAAGCAGCCAAGAGCGAACAGAAAGGAAUGUGGUCGAACAAGCCCCCUAAGACUAAGCAAUAUCAGGAUUACUCGGAGAACGUCCAGAAAGCGAAGAUGGAAGUGUCUAUCUUGCAGAGACAAAAGAGGGUCCCUGCUAUUGUCGACUUUGUGAAGUCCGCUUCUCGAUUUACUGUUCUUGUGCCACGUGAAAACGCCAAAUUGACCUUUGUCCUCUCUGGAAUCCGGGCGCCCAAGUCUGCACGCGGUCCUGAUGACACAGCCGAGCCAUUCGGAAACGAGGCCCACGAGUUUGCUAACAAAAGGGUCCUGCAACGUGAUGUGGAGAUUGACGUCGAGAAUAUUGACAAAGUUGGAGGUUUCAUUGGUGUCUUGUAUGUCAACAGGGAGAACUUUGCCAAGCUUCUGGUUGAGGAGGGUCUCGCUACUGUGCAUGCUUACUCGGCUGAGCAAUCGGGUCAUGGUCCAGAGCUGUUCGCUGCGGAGAAGAAGGCGAAGGAGGCGAGAAAAGGCAUUUGGCACGAUUGGGAUCCCAGCAAGGACGUUGAGGAAGAGGAAGAACUGGCCGGUAACGGUGCCGCUGAGGAUAAUGGAGAAACCGUCACUGAGCGACGCAAAGAUUAUCGUGAUGUUAUGGUGACUCACAUCGACCCAACCACUGCAAAAUUGAAGGUGCAACAGAUUGGAAGUGGUACAUCGGCUUUGACUGAACUCAUGAACUCGUUCCGUUCGUUCCACUUGAGCAAGGCCAACGAGACGCCACUUCCUGGUCCUCCCAAGGCUGGUGACUUUGUUGCUGCGCAGUUCUCUGAAGAUAACGAGUGGUAUCGCGCCAAGAUCCGCAGAAACGACCGAGAGAAGAAGACAGCAGAAGUGUUGUACGUUGACUACGGCAACUCCGAGGUCAUUCCAUGGACUCGAUUGCGACCGCUUACACAGCAAUUCUCGGUUCAGAAGCUGAAGCCCCAGGCUGCAGAUGCCACAUUGUCUCUGCUCCAGUUCCCAGUGUCGCCUGAGUAUCUCGCCGAUGCCGUGCAAUUCAUUGGCGAGCAGACCUUUGACCGUGAGCUCGUGGCUAAUGUUGAUUAUGUAUCUCCUGAGGGGACGCUUUUCGUUACUCUCUUGGAUCCACGCUCGUCGGAGAAUCUGGAGCAGAGCAUUAAUGCCGAAAUCCUCCGCGAAGGUCUAGCUAUGGUGCCUCGCAAGCUCAAGGCGUGGGAGCGAGCAGCUGCCGAUACAUUGGCUCACUACAAGAAGGUGGAAGAGGAAGCCAAGCAGAACCGCCGAGGCAUGUGGGAGUAUGGUGAUUUGACGGAGGACUAAACAUGGUUGGAUCGAAGAGACAUCCGGUGUUUUAAAAAUGAUAGUCUUCCUAGCUGUGUAAAUAUUGAAAUGACGACACUUGGUCACUUUGCAGACAGCAAGCUGGUCCGCAUUGCAUAUCGUAGCUAGUCAUAUUACCUGCAAUCAGCUUAAAUUAACAAAUGAACUGCG